Molecule: messenger RNA, 2451 nt
Organism: Maniola jurtina (meadow brown)
Lineage: Eukaryota; Metazoa; Arthropoda; Insecta; Lepidoptera; Nymphalidae
Product: sphingomyelin phosphodiesterase-like
Exons: 10
Coding region: 386-2341 (651 amino acids)
Biological process (GO): sphingomyelin catabolic process; ceramide biosynthetic process
Cellular component (GO): lysosome
Molecular function (GO): acid sphingomyelin phosphodiesterase activity
Source: RefSeq, a predicted model, not a curated record
AAAACAGAUUCUAUUAAGAAGAGAAGACACUCAAGAGUUUUUCUUUUCAUAAGUCAAAUUGUCUUAUUAAUAGGCACCACAUAAUAUGUACCCAAUACUAUCUGUACCUAUUGAAAAUAAUUAGGUAUAUUUUUGAUAUUUUUGAGAUUCAUUGAGUCAGAAGUUUGAAGAUCAGUUAUUUCACCAAGGAACUCUAAUUUAAUUAUUGUCAAUUUGACUAUGACUCACACUUUCCAUGUAUUCAUCAACACCUGCAUUCGCGUAAGUACCUCGCUUCAGUUACCAGUGGUUCUGGUCGUAGCCACCAGGUCUUCGCAGUGGUGUUACAACACUGAUGCAUUUGUGAAUAUAUUCUGGCAAUUAGUCUGGACGCCGAACUGGCAAGAUGAAACGUCUUUUAGGAAUCCUACUGAUAGUAGGCUCAACUAUUGCAAAUCAUUUUAUAUCAUCAGAUGAUCUCCAAAAAGUGUUUGUGAGAUAUGUCAAGAACGAAGCAUCUGAAUAUGAUUUGCAAAUUGUCCAAGAUGCCAUUGCCAUCUAUUGGCCAGUGUCAAGCGCGCCGCAAAAUCAAAACAAAAGAAGACCUGGAGAAAGUGUUGACUGCCUAAUAUGCCGAAGCGCAUUCGGAGCACUUUUCGACCUAGUUCGUGAAGGAGCAUCCGACCAGACCCUGAUCGGAUCAGUAUCACAUUUAUGCGCCUCUCUCGGAUUCGUAACCCCACGAGCUUGCCGCGGUAUCAUUGAAUUGAAUAUCCCAAUCCUUACAUACAUAAUUAAAACGACACCACAAGCGUUACCGAGAACAUUUUGCGGUUUGGUGUUACAGCGUGGCGAUAAUCCUUCUUUCUGUCCUUAUGAUGAUCCCAGAUUUGAGUGGACCGUUAAUUUACCCAGACGCUCUAACAGAAGAAUAAAAAGAGAUUCCGAAUCUAAGAACACACCACUGACGAUAGCUGUCAUCUCAGAAGCACACAUAGAUCCACUGUACCAGCCGAACGGCGUGGCGGACUGUAACGAACCAACUUGCUGCAGGAAAGGACAAACGCCACGCACGCAUACAUACGAACUCACUGGAGAAUCUUUAAUCGAAGAUGGGGUUACUAGAAUAAACAACAAGGAGAUGCUCAACUUGGGUAUUGCAACCGAAGUUAGAAAUAGGACAAAAGUAAAGCAAGUAGAUAGAAGAAAUUCCCCACCCGCAGGAUUUUGGGGAGACUAUAGAAAUUGUGAUACGCCACUUUGGGCGUAUGAUGACGCUAUACAGAGGGUUGCUGCAGCGCAUAGGAAUAUAGAUCUGGUUUAUUACAUGGGAGACAGCAUCGAUCACCACGUGUGGGAGACAACUUAUGAGUUAAUAAACGAUGUAAACGCUCAUGUUAUCAACGAAAUGAGAAAAGAAUUUGGAAAUAAUGUUCUAGUUUUACCGUCUAUUGGAAACCACGAGUCACAGCCAACGAACCAAUUUGCACCAAAUACCGUCCGAGGCGAGAAACUGAACACAACUUGGCUCUACGAGGGUCUGGCUAGGAAGUGGGACUUCUAUCUAAGUGCCGAAGCCAAAGCGUCGGUGCGUGAGAGGGGCGCCUUUGCUAUGCGUGUCAGACCUGGACUGCGCGUCAUCUCUGUGAAUAACAACGUUGCCUUCAAAUCCAACUGGUGGCUGGUGUACGAUCCGUUAGACGCAAAGAGGCAUUUGGACUGGCUCGUCCGCGAGUUGCACAAAGCCGAGCUGGCGGGCGACAAGGUGCACAUUCUGGGGCACAUACCGCCCGGGGUUCACGACUUCACGUACACGUGGACUAGAGAGUACAACAGCAUCGUUACGAGAUUCGCGUCGACGAUCGCCGGCGAAUUCACCGGCCACACGCACGGCGACGAGUUCAAGAUAUUUUACAGCCUGGAGAACGGCCGCCCCAUCAGCGUGGCGUGGGGCGCGGGCAGCGUCACCUCCUACACCAACUACAACCUUAAUUACAAGAUAGCCACCGUCGACCCCAGGAGCUUCGAACCGACAAACUUCGUCAGCUACAUAUACAACCUAACGGAAGCGAACCUGACUCCAAACGUCCGUCCACGUUGGUUCCAGCUCUACGACCUUCGAUCCGCCUUCGGCCUACGAGACCUCUCCCCUGCAUCCAUGGACGCACUAGUUCGUAGAAUGGCCACGGAAAGAAAUCGACAUCUAAUAGGCCUAUAUUCCAAAUUUCUCUUAAAAAUGAGCGAUAGAAGAUGGCCGUAUUGCAAUGAUUGGUGCAAAAUUGAUAACCUAUGCAGAUCUGUGAUUACUGUUCUGUGGCGUCGUGAGAAAUGCGAUGAACUUCGACGGCUGUACUGGUUUUAAUAAAUUGUGUGACAAAAGAUCAUCAUAAUAAUUAAUAUCUUAGAAUUUGUCACUUCUGCUAUAAUUUGACUUUUGAUUGGCGAAUAAAUUAAAGGAAUUUAAAAACUUAA